AAUGAUUUAUUAAUGUUUAAAUGAUUAGUUAACCAUUAGCAACAUUUCUGAAUGACUUAUAAUUGAUCAUUAUUAAAAAGUGCCACCAGAAAUGUCAUUAUAAAGUCUUAUCAAAGUCUAUGGUCACUCUCGCAACCAAACAGUGUGAAAGCUAUGAUGAUGUUUUUUUCCCCAAACAUAUUUGGCAACCUUGCUGAAAUGAAAGUGAAAGGAGAUUGUAUUACAUGCAGUGUUUACCAGUGAUCGUAAGAUUGAAUUUUUUUUCUUCAUUUUGUAAAACUGAUAAUCAAACUGUGUUUUUUAUUUGCUGAUGUGGGUAAUGCAUGUAGGUAAUGCAAAACCAAGGACAUUUUGAAAAGUUGUCAAGUAGCCGAACGUUUUGAUCAAAGCAGGUCUUCCGCUUUGGAGCACAAAGGCACUUCCUCAUUAAUUUUAAUCUAGACUCAGUGGUAGAGAUCAAACCCUUCAGAUCCAUCAUGGAUGAAACAGAAACAUCUGGAGAUGAAGAUUAUUUUCCAGGAGUCAGACCAGUUGAUCAGAAAAGAUCAGAAGCAGAGCCCAGCUGUGUGUCUAUGAAAAGUGACGCGUCUAUGGAUCCACCAAUGACAUUUAAGAGUGGAGAUACACAGCCUGAUUUCAGUUUAGUUCAUCAAAAGAGAUCAGAAGCAGAGCCCAGCUGUGUGUCUAUGAAGAGUGACGCGUCUAUGGAUCCACCAAUGACAUUUAAGAGUGGAGAAUCACAGCCUGGUCUGAGUUCAGUUCAGCAAAAGAGAUCAGAACCAGAGCCCAGCUGUGUGUCUAUGAAGAGUGAUGCGUCUAUGGAUCCACCAAUGACAUUUAAGAGUGGAGAAUCACAGCCUGGUCUGAGUUCAAUUCAGCAAAAGAGAUCAGAACCAGAGGCCAGCUAUUUGUCUAUGAAGAGUCACACAUCUAUGGUUUGUCAAGAACAAUUAAUGAGUGGAGAUUCACGGCCUGGUCUCGGCUAUGAAGUCCUCAACAUGUUUAAAUCAAAUCUGCUGAAGAGGUUUGGGCAACUGAAUGAAGGAACAGCAAUGCAGGGAAACCCAACACUCCUGAAUGAGAUCUACACAGAGCUCUACAUCACAGAAAGUGAGAGUGGAGAGAUCAGUAAUGAGCAUGAGGUGAGACAGAUUGAGACACAAUCCAGGAGAGCAGCAACAGAGGAGACAGCCAUCAAAUGCAGUGACAUCUUUAGACCUUUACCUGGACAAGACAAAGCCAUCAGAACUGUGCUGACAAAGGGAGUCGCUGGCAUUGGAAAAACAGUCUCUGUGCAGAAGUUCAUCCUGGACUGGGCUGAAGGGAAAGACAAUCAGGACGUCCAGCUCAUAUUUCCACUUCCUUUCAGAGAAAUCAAUCUGAUAAAGAACAAAACACUCAGUCUUUCAGAUCUUCUUCAUGACUUUUUCCCUGAAACUAAAGAAAUGAAAAUAUCCAAUGAUGAAUAUAAAGUGUUGCUCAUCUUUGAUGGUCUGGAUGAGUGUCGUCUGUCUCUGAACUUUAAGAGCAAAGUGAAACUGUGUAAUAUAUCUGAAUCAGCCUCAGUGGACGUGCUGCUGAUGAACCUUAUUGUGGGGAAUCUGCUUCCCUCUGCUCUCAUCUGGAUCACCUCCAGACCAGCAGCAGCUGAUCGUCCCCCUCCUAAGUGUGUCCAUCGAGUGACAGAGGUACGAGGCUUCAAUGAGCCACAGAAGGAGGAAUACUUCAGGAAGAGAAUCAGUGAUCAGAGUCUGGCCGACAGGAUCAUCUCACACCUGAAGUCAUCAAGGAGCCUCUAUAUCAUGUGCCACAUCCCAGUGUUCUGCUGGAUCUCAGCCACUGUUCUGGAGAAGAUGUUGAGUCCAGCAGAGAGUGGAGAGAUUCCCAAGACUCUCACUCAAAUGUACACACACUUCCUGAUCCUUCAGACCAACAUCAAAAGUGAGAAAGACUAUGAGAAAAAAGUGAAUGAUAAAGAAACGAUCCACAAACUGGGCAAAUUGGCUUUUCAGCAGCUUGUGAAAGGAAACCUGAUCUUCUAUGAGGAAGACCUGAGAGAGUGUGGCAUUGAUGUGACAGAAGCAUCAGUGUACUCAGGAUUGUGCACUCAGAUCUUCAGAGAGGAGUUGGGCUUGUCUCACGGGAAAGUCUUCUGCUUUGUUCAUCUAAGCAUUCAGGAACAUCUAGCAGCUCUAUAUGUGCACCUCUCCUGUACAAUCAACAACAUCUAUGUGUUUGACCAAACCAAACAAAGGCUGUUUAAUAAGCGUUUUAACCAGAAGAAAUAUAGUUCAUUAUCUGAGCUGCAUCAGAGAGCUUUUGAUGAAGCUUUACAGAGUAAGAAUGGACAUCUGGAUCUUUUCCUGCGUUUUCUUCUGGGUCUCUCACUGGAGUCCAAUCAGACUCUCUUACGAAAACUACUGACACAGACAGGAAAAUGCUCCUACAACAAAGAGGAAACUGUUCAGUACAUCAAACAGAAGAUCAGGCAGAAUCGCUCUCCAGAGAAAUCCAUCAAUCUGUUUCACUGUCUGAAUGAACUGAGUGAUGAUUCACUGAUACAGGAGAUCCAAGAUUAUUUGAAAUCUGGAGAAAUUAUAAAAGCCAAACUCUCCUCUUCACAGUGGUCAGCCCUGGUUUAUGUGUUGUUGACAUCAGAGCAGAAGAUGGAUGUUUUUGAUCUAAAACCAUUUAUUGGAGCACAACAUGCAGGAGAUAGUGUUCUUCGGAAUCUGUUACCUGUGGUUAAAGAAUCCAGAUCAGUUCGGCUUUGUGGGUGUGAUCUCACUGCUCUGUCCUGUGAAAGUUUGUCUUCAGCUUUACAGUUAUCAAACUGUGUCCUGGGAGAGCUGGACCUGAGUAACAAUGACCUGCAGGAUUCAGGAGUGAAGCUUCUUUCUGAUGGACUGAAGAACUGUAAGCUGGGGAUACUGAGGCUACAGUUCUGUAAUCUCACUUCUCAGUCCUGUGAAAGUUUGUCUUCAGUUCUUCAAUUGCCUAAUUGUGUCCUGAGAGAGCUGGACCUGAGUAACAAUGACCUGAAGGAUUCAGGAGUGAAGCUUCUGGAUGGACUGAAGAGCUGUAAGCUGGAAAUACUGAGGUUGUCUGGCUGUAUGGUGACAGAGGAAGGCUGUGGUUAUUUGUCAGCAGCUUUGAGUUCAAACCUCUCACACCUGAGAGAGCUGGAUCUGAGCUACAAUCACCCAGGAGAUUCAGGAGUCAAGCUGCUCUCUGAAAAACUGGAGGAUCCAAACUGCUCACUGGACAAACUCAAUGUGGAUCAUGGAGGAGAAUCCAGGAUUACAGCAGGAAUAAAGAAAUAUGCCUGUUCUUUCACACUGGAUCCAAACACAGCACACACUGAACUCAUUCUGUCUGAGGAGAACAGAAAGGUGACACGUGUGAGAGAGUAUCGGUGGAACCAUCCAGAUCAUCCAGUUUAUCCUGAUCAUCCAGACAGAUUUGAUGUGUGGCAGGUGUUGUGUAGAGAGAGUGUGUGUGGACGCUGUUACUGGGAGAUUGAGUACAGUGGAGAUGUGCGUAUUUCAGUGUCAUAUAAGAGCAUCAGCAGGAAGGGAUGGCGUAAAGAGUGUUGGUUUGGAAAUAAUGAUCAGUCCUGGAGUUUGUACUGCAGUUAUGUAUUCAAACACAAUAACAUAAAGACUAGUCUCCCUGUAGAGUCCAUCAGCAAUAGAACAGGAGUGUGUGGUGAUAAUGUCAGGAGAAUAGGAGUGUAUGUGGAUCACAGUGCAGGAAUUCUGUCCUUCUACAACGUCUCUGACACAAUGAGCCUCAUCCACACAGUCCAGACCACAUUCACUCAGACACUCUAUCCUGGGUUUAGGUUUGUUAUUUAUAAUGCAUCAGUGAAACUGUGUUGAGGAAUCAGAAUAGAUUCAUGAGAGAUUCUACCCAUAAUGCUUUGAGCUGUAUGAUAAAUCAGUAACAGUGAGAUGUUAUAGAGUCUCCUCAUCACAUUAAUACUGUAUUUCAUGACUUAAUACCGCACUUCUGUCACUGAAAUAACAGAAUAAAUGUGUGUAAUAAAUCCUCAUAUAGACAAGAAGAUCUGUGUGUGUGUGUGUGUGAUUCUGCUGGGUAACGAUUAUUUGUUGCUGUGUCUUUGUUAAUCUGUUUGUUUCUAUUGUAGCAUUGCAUCAAUCAUUUGUAUUGCUGCUAUUAAAAUUACCUUUCAAUUCAAAAGUAUCUUUCAUAAACAUGAUUCAUGAAGAACAUGUAGUUCAUUUUCCUCUAUUGUUUGUGCAGGAAUAAUAAAACACAAUGUCAAAUCA
Molecule: messenger RNA, 4292 nt
Organism: Cyprinus carpio (common carp)
Lineage: Eukaryota; Metazoa; Chordata; Actinopteri; Cypriniformes; Cyprinidae
Product: NACHT, LRR and PYD domains-containing protein 3-like
Exons: 12
Coding region: 477-3881 (1134 amino acids)
Molecular function (GO): protein binding
Source: RefSeq, a predicted model, not a curated record